AUGGAGCCUCGCGCCCGCGCCGCCAAAAAUGUUGGCAAGAUGAACUUCAGCCACAACGAGUUGGCACAGCUCCUCUACGCCCAUGGCGACGUCCGGAACCCGCUCCCCGAGACGAUCCGCGUGCUCGACGAGAUCGUGACCGAGUUCAUCCAGGGCAUGGCCUUCGAGGCGACGCGCGCGGCCAACUACGCGGGCCGUCAAAAGGUCAAGUACGAGGACUUUGAAUUCGCGUUCCGCAAGAACGACGCCUUCCUCGGCAAGGUUCAGGAAGUCUUCGAGAAGAAGGGCGAGAUCGAAUCGGCCAAGAAGAUCUUCACAAAGGACGACGAGGCCGUGCUCAUGAAGGACGCGGCGGAUCAGGAGCAUAAGAAGGACAAGCCAGCGAACGGGACGGGCGAGCCUUCCACCGCGGCGGAAGUGGCGGCAAAGCAGGAAGAGGAACUCGGCGAGGCGGACGAUGAUGCCGAUGCCGAGAGCGAGGUUGCGGGACGGCCGGCGAAGAGGGUGCGACUUGAUGGGGAAGGGAAGUGA
Molecule: messenger RNA, 531 nt
Organism: Colletotrichum spaethianum
Lineage: Eukaryota; Fungi; Ascomycota; Sordariomycetes; Glomerellales; Glomerellaceae
Product: transcription initiation factor TFIID subunit 14
Exons: 2
Coding region: 1-531 (176 amino acids)
Biological process (GO): transcription by RNA polymerase II; RNA polymerase II preinitiation complex assembly
Cellular component (GO): transcription factor TFIID complex
Molecular function (GO): protein heterodimerization activity
Source: RefSeq, a predicted model, not a curated record